AUGAUGCAGCAUCAACUUCCUCCCCAACGUCCUGCCUUCUCAUCGCCUCCUCCUCCGAUGAUCAAUAACAACUCUUCAACCACCACCACGGCCAACACUAUGGUUGGAACCGCUUCUCCACAUGCCCAAGACUUCAUGGAUAGGUGCUUGGGAAAGGUUCCUGGUUCUCAAAGAUUCUGGGAUUAUUGCUUUACGAUAUUUAUGCUUCUGUUUGUUCUGAUUGGAGUUGCCAUUGUCCUAUUAGUAGCUGUGUUCUAUCACAACCGAGUAAUUUUUAUUAUUGAUAGUGAAUGUAAUGCUCUCGGAAAGAAAGAUAUUAUUUUACCUUCCAAUCUUGUGAGUUCAUUUUGGAAGCGAUGUCAGACAGCAGGAGAUAGUCAAUAUCCAACAUCAUUUAACUAUGCUUUGAAAGAUAUUAAAUGUAUGAAAUCCACAAGCUAUGGAAGAGUGUUGAAUACUGGAAAAUUAUCAAAUUUGAAAAAGACAAUUGUGAAUAACGUCGUUUCAAUCGCGGAUACAUUUUUACAGGAGAAAGGAGUUUGUGACUCACAAAGAGCUACUCUCCUCAAGAUUCAAAACAAGUACAAAACCUAUGCUGCAAAACUUAGCAACAACCAGGAUGUCAAUCUUCCCAAGUAUUUCAAAACAUACACUCUAACUCAAGCUUUUGAGCAAGCCCUUGCAACAAACAACGCAAAUCAAAAAGAUUCACUUGCUGACAAGAAAGUGUCAUGGUAUUCAACUAUACCAGAAUACAAAAACAUACCAGAUCAGGAUGGAAUAGCCACAUUUGGUGUUGCUCUUUCUUCAAAAUUUGAUGAAGCACAAUGGGAUUCUGUUUUACGUCAUGAAUCUAGUGACUCUAGUUCCAGACUAUGGGUUAGAUUGAAUCUCACCGAGACAGUUCCUCUUUUCACAACUGAUAAUUUUGAUCACUUGACAAAUUUCGUGGUGUCUGACACGGCCAAUCUUACCCAAUUUUAUGAAAUUAUCAACCAACAAGUCCAAGAUAAUUACAUUAAGAGCUUAAUUCUUAACCAAACUGAUUUUGUCAUCAGCUAUACUGAAAUGAGAGCUGAGCUCAUGUUGUUGAAUCUUGCCAGAAUUAAUAGUGGUGACAGAGGAAACGUAAUGGCUGAAGCUUCAAUGAUUAUAGGCGUUCCAAAUGGUGACUCCAUUGAUCAGAGAAUUUUGUUGACUUGGGGUGAUGUCAAAGAGGCACCUCAAGAAGGAAUUUUACAAAGACUUGCUGAAGGAAAUCUUCAAUCUUCAUUCAUGGUCCAAGGCUUUUCAAAAGAUUCUGUAUUUAGCCAAGAUCUCCUUAAUGUUGUGGAUAGAAUGGACAGCACGUACACUUUCACCACAACUGAUGUUAUUUGUAACACUAGAUCACAAACUACGAUUGAUAAGGUUGACUUAAACAAAUGUAGCUUGCUGAAACGAGUACUUCAAUGGAAUCAAGACACGGCCUUUACCUCAAUUACCGCACCAACUCUUUACAAUCCCUCGAACAAGUUUUAUCUUGGCCUCAAGCUUUACAAAUCGUCCAAUGUUGAUGUUUUUGAAGAAUUAGCUAAUGGCAGAGCUGAUGAAUUCCACUUUUAA
Messenger RNA from Naegleria lovaniensis, 1605 nucleotides. RefSeq lists its product as uncharacterized. The transcript has a single exon. NCBI's taxonomy places the organism in Eukaryota, Heterolobosea, Eutetramitea, Acrasida, Naegleriidae. Bases 1 to 1605 code for a protein of 534 amino acids. The record is from RefSeq and is a predicted model, not a curated record.